Talaromyces stipitatus ATCC 10500 is the source of this 507-nucleotide messenger RNA. RefSeq lists its product as uncharacterized. The coding region runs from base 1 to 507 and encodes 168 amino acids. The record is from RefSeq and is a predicted model, not a curated record. The transcript is spliced from 2 exons. Lineage: Eukaryota; Fungi; Ascomycota; Eurotiomycetes; Eurotiales; Trichocomaceae.
AUGUCGCCUACCAAUAAUAUCGCCUUCACUACCCCCAUAAACCCUCCGGGGGUCAGUCCCGUCCUCAAAAAAGAGCAAGUCUGGGCCGGCUUAUUACUCAAAAUCCGCUGUGCAGAAAAAUUCAUUCCAAACGCGAUUGAAUCAACUACAGUCAUAUCUGAGAGCAAGGAUCCUUCCACGGGGAACAUUGUCACUGUCCGUGAGGUGGUAUUUCGCGAGCAACAAAGAAAGGUCAAAGAGACUGUGACGGCAUACAAAGACGCUAGAGUCGACUUUGUGCAACCGGAUGGAACAUUUAUCGGAAAUAUCAUUAGUGAGGGCGCUAGUGGGGAGCUGUAUAUGACUUAUGUCUUUGAAUGGCAUCAUCCGGGAGCACCAGAGGAAGAGCUUCGUGCUUUCUAUGUUAAGGAGAAGGGCGUGGCUCAGCACUCGGUUGAAGGUACGGUCGAUGUUAUUAGGAAGCUGGUCACGGAAGGGAAGUUAGAUGAACACCGCAGCAUGGUGUAA